Papaver somniferum (opium poppy) is the source of this 719-nucleotide messenger RNA. RefSeq lists its product as uncharacterized. The record is from RefSeq and is a predicted model, not a curated record. NCBI's taxonomy places the organism in Eukaryota, Viridiplantae, Streptophyta, Magnoliopsida, Ranunculales, Papaveraceae. The transcript has 4 exons. The coding region runs from base 4 to 402 and encodes 132 amino acids.
ACGAUGGUGGUUCUGCGUUCAAGUUCAAAGGGAUUGUGCGGCAGUUCUUCAUCUAACUCCUAUAGUUUGCGUUCCAAGGAUGUGUCUGAUCCUUCACUUGAUGGCUCUAAACGUUUGUGUUCAAGGGUUGGCCGUAUCGGGCCUAAAGCUAAAGCGAAACUCAAGGAAUUCGAGUUUACAUCCAAGAAACCCAGGGAACGUAAGUACACAUCCAAGGACGGUGAUGAUGUAUUAACGCCGUUGGCAAUCGAAGCCAUGAGGUUCUAUAACAAAGAAAAUGGUACAGAAUAUGAGCUGGUGCAGCCUGGUUGCAUUACAUCUGUGCUUGAUCUGACAUCGACUUCAUCGCUAAGAAGGCUGAUGUUCCUGAUGCUCCAGAGGAGAUGUUUUUUGCUGAACUGACAGCUACCAACAAGGAUGUUUUUGUCGAGGUUUGCAAAUGCAUGGGGCCAAAAAACUUAAUUUCAGGAGAGAAAAUCAAUGGCUGCUCUUUUUGCAACAUGUAUGACAAUGUUCAGCAUCCUAAGGACGGAGGAUUUACGGCUGGAGACUUCUUUGAUUUUGAAGAAUGGAAGAAAAACUAUGAUUCCCCCCGGCUUAUUGAUGGUGAACUUUUUAUGAACAUAACAAUGUCAUUUGAAACUUAAUUUAGAGUUGGACUAUGUUUGACGCAUGCAUAGUUGCCUUUUGAUAUCUGUGAAAACCAGGCCUCUGUGUCU